AUGAAAAAAAAAUCCAUACUUUUGAGUGAUUUGACACAGGCUAUCUACAAUUUCUUAACUUCAAUAUCAGAAAUUGAUGAAAAUUUGGAAGACAAUAUUAGAUUCUUUUUUGAGUAUUGUGUUGAUUUUAUAAAAAUUUUAGAUUUUCAAGAAAGUGAUUUGUCCAAAUCAUCAAUUAUAAAUAAGCUUAUUAAAAAUGUUCAAGCUG
Cetraspora pellucida is the source of this 208-nucleotide messenger RNA. Lineage: Eukaryota; Fungi; Glomeromycota; Glomeromycetes; Diversisporales; Gigasporaceae. The record is from the annotation of a GenBank genome assembly.